AUGGAGAAUGAUUGUAGCAGGUAUGUGCAGAAAUUUCUAAAAUGUCAGAUACACGAAGAUUUGAUUCGAAUGACUGCACAUGAGCUUCAUGCAAUGAAUUCACCUUGGCCUUUUGUAGCUUGGGGUAUGGAUGUUAUCGGACCAAUAGAGCCGCUAGCAUCGAAUGGGCAUAGAUUUAUUUUGGUUUCCAUUGACUACUUUACUAAGUGGGUCGAAGCUGUUUCAUACAAAGCCAUCACUAAAAAAGUGGUUGCAGAUUUCGUCAAGAAUAACUUAAUUUGCCGAUUCAGAGUGCCGAAAUCGAUCAUUACUGAUAAUGGGGAAAACCUGAAUAGUCACUUGAUGAAUGAAAUUUGUGAUCAAUUUAAGAUUGUGCAUCGCAACUCGGCUGCAUACCAUCCUCAAAUGAAUGGAGUCGUGGAAGUUGCCAACAAGAAUAUUAAGAAGAUCUUGAGAAAAAUGGCCGAAAAUGAUAGAUUAUGGCAUGAGAUGUUACCACACGCCUUGCUAGGGUAUCGCACGAUGGUUUGA
Molecule: messenger RNA, 531 nt
Organism: Capsicum annuum
Lineage: Eukaryota; Viridiplantae; Streptophyta; Magnoliopsida; Solanales; Solanaceae
Exons: 1
Coding region: 1-531 (176 amino acids)
Biological process (GO): DNA integration
Molecular function (GO): nucleic acid binding
Source: RefSeq, a predicted model, not a curated record